AUGGCCUCGAAUGGCGCCGUAGCGCAGCCAGCAGCAUCGGCACAGUCCGGCAACCAACCAGUGCAGAUACGCGAAGUGCAGCAAUCGAAUUCAAGGGAGAACAGGACGGCAGCGCACUCACAUAUCAAGGGCCUUGGUCUGAGAUCUGAUGGCUAUGCCGAUCCGAACGCGCACGGUUUCGUGGGCCAGACCGCGGCAAGAGAAGCGUGUGGUGUGGUGGUGGACCUGAUCAGGGCGAAGAAGAUGGCAGGCAAGGCUGUGUUGCUGGCUGGCGGUCCAGGUACCGGAAAGACGGCGCUCGCUCUGGCGGUCAGCCACGAGCUGGGAACCAAGGUGCCGUUCUGCCCCAUGACUGGGAGUGAAGUCUACAGUGCAGAAGUGAAGAAGACGGAGGCAUUGAUGGAGAAUUUCCGCCGAGCGAUUGGUCUGCGGGUACAGGAGCGCAAGGAAGUGUAUGAGGGUGAAGUGGCAGAGCUGACACCCGAGGAGAGCGAAAACCCGCUGGGCGCAUAUGGCAGGACAAUCUCUCAUCUCCUGAUCACACUGCGGAGUUCCAAGGGCACGAAGAAGCUGAGGCUAGACCCUAGUAUCUACGAGGCGAUCCAGAAAGAGCGUGUACGACUAGGAGAUGUCAUCUAUAUCGAAGCGAAUACUGGAGCAGUGAAGAGAGUGGGGAGGUCGGACGCUUUCUCCACAGAAUUCGACCUUGAAGCAGAAGAGUACGUGCCGGUGCCCAAGGGCGAUGUGCACAAGAAGAAGGACAUUGUACAAGACGUUACGCUGCACGAUCUGGACGUUGCAAAUGCGCGACCACAAGGUGGUCAAGAUGUGAUGAGCAUGAUGGGUCAACUGAUGAAGCCGCGCAAGACCGAGAUCACCGAGAAGCUGCGCGGCGAGAUCAACAAGGUCGUCAACAAGUACAUCGACCAGGGGAUUGCGGAGCUGGUUCCUGGAGUCCUCUUCAUUGAUGAGGUGCACAUGCUCGACAUUGAAUGCUUCACUUACCUCAAUCGCGCUCUGGAGUCUAGCAUUUCGCCCAUUGUCAUAUUGGCUUCCAACAGGGGUCAGACUACGAUCCGUGGCACUGGUUCGGUCCUGGCCAACGACCCUGGUCUCAUCUCCGCCCAUGGUCUUCCUCCGGACCUUCUAGCACGCCUGCUAAUCGUCCCAACACAUCCAUACACCGCGGAUGAGAUACGAACGAUCAUUCAAACCCGUGCGAAGCUCGAGUUCGCGACCCCAACAGCGCCACAGCUUGCAGAUAACCCUCAAGCGCUUAAGGUCUCCGCUACAUUAAGCCCAGAUGCGCUAGCAGAGCUCACGCGACGUGGCGAGACUGUCUCUCUUCGUUAUGCGCUACAGCUCCUGGCUCCUGCCAGCAUUCUGGCUCGUGCUCGUGGUAGUGACGGCAAUGUGAUCAGUGGAGCUGAUGUACAGGAGGCAACGUCGCUGUUCUGGGACGCCGGCAGAAGCGCCGGGCAGCUUAAAGAGAGGGCGUCAGAGUUCAUUUCAUGA
Molecule: messenger RNA, 1515 nt
Organism: Fulvia fulva
Lineage: Eukaryota; Fungi; Ascomycota; Dothideomycetes; Mycosphaerellales; Mycosphaerellaceae
Product: RuvB-like helicase 1
Exons: 2
Coding region: 1-1515 (504 amino acids)
Biological process (GO): box C/D snoRNP assembly; regulation of transcription by RNA polymerase II; chromatin remodeling
Cellular component (GO): Swr1 complex; R2TP complex; NuA4 histone acetyltransferase complex
Molecular function (GO): ATP binding; ATP hydrolysis activity; DNA helicase activity
Source: RefSeq, a predicted model, not a curated record